GUAAACAAACACACCUUUGUAUGGAAAUGCGUUUCCAACGUGAAUCGCGAUUAUGGUAAGAACUAAAAAGUAAAGACCGUUGACGGCCAUUACGUCAACGUCGACUCGAUAAAGAGAACCAAAAACCAACGAUCCUCGUAAACAAAACGACAAAGAAAUAACUAAUUAACUACCAAACAAAAUCCAUGGAAGUUGCACCAUACUUGUGCAAAGAUAAAAAUGCGCACGCACCCCCUGCCCUAAUCACACUGAAUUUGGAACAUUCCCUGCGCUACCCUGUGCCGGAUUUCCCCCAUCUUCUCUCUCUUUCUCUGUCUAAUGGCCACUUCUCUGCAAGUAAACCGCUUCUGCAUCCGCGCCGCUUCCGAUAAUUUCGGCGGAAAAUCCGGAGCUCUAAGUUUCCGGAAGCCUCUCAGCGUCAGAUGCUCCGGUGAUGUCGCUUCUUCCUCUUCCGUAGCUGUGGAUCUCGAUAACUUCGAUGCCAAGACUUUUCGACGUGACUUGACGAGGAGCAAGAAUUAUAACCGGAAGGGGUUCGGUCACAAGGAGGAAACACUCGAGCUUAUGAAUCGGGAGUACACUAGUGAUAUCAUAAAAAAGUUGAAGGAAAAUGGAAACGAGUAUACAUGGGGAAAUGUUAGGGUAAAAUUGGCUGAAGCGUAUGGUUUUUGCUGGGGAGUUGAGAGAGCUGUCCAAAUCGCUUAUGAAGCCAGAAAACAGUUUCCCGAUGAGAAAAUUUGGCUUACGAAUGAAAUUAUCCACAAUCCAACUGUUAAUAAGCGAUUAGAGGAGAUGGAAGUUGAAGUUAUUCCAAUUGAAGAAGGGAAAAAACAGUUUGAUGUAGUGAACAAGGGUAAUGUUGUGGUUUUCCCUGCGUUUGGAGCUGCAGUUGACGAGAUGUUGACCUUGAAUGAGAAAAAUGUGCAAAUUGUUGAUACAACUUGUCCUUGGGUAGCUAAGGUAUGGAACACUGUGGAAAAGCACAAGAAAGGGGACUACACAUCAAUUAUUCAUGGUAAAUAUGCUCACGAGGAGACAAUCGCGACUGCAUCUUUUGCUGGAGUAUAUAUCAUUGUGAAGAAUAUGACUGAGAAAUUUAAAUAUGCCACUUCAAAGGGAUUUGAUCCAGAUCGUGACCUGGUAAAAGUUGGCAUUGCGAAUCAAACAACAAUGCUGAAGGGAGAGACAGAGGAAAUUGGAAAAUUAGUAGAGAGGACAAUGAUGCAAAAAUAUGGAGUGGAAAAUGUCAAUGAUCACUUUAUAAGCUUUAACACAAUUUGUGAUGCAACACAAGAACGACAAGAUGCUAUGUAUAAGUCGGUGGAGGAAGACCUGGAUCUUAUGUUAGUAGUCGGUGGGUGGAACUCAAGCAACACCUCACAUCUUCAAGAAAUUUCAGAGGACCAUGGGAUCCCCUCAAAUUGGAUUGACAGUGAGCAGAGAAUAGGUCCAGGAAACAGAAUAGCUCACAAAUUGAAACAUGGGGAGCUGGUUGAGACAGAAAACUGGCUACCAGAGGGUCCCAUCACAAUUGGUGUUACAUCUGCUGCCUCCACACCAGAUAAGGUUGUCGAGGAAGCCCUCAUCAAGGUGUUUGAUAUAAAACGCGAAGAAUUGUUGCAGGUAGCAUAAAUAUAGGUUUACAGAGGUGCAUCAGCCUUUUGAUGCUUGUUUGGUAAGCACAAUCUUGUCAAUAUAAUUAAAACAGCGCAAUAGCAUGUACCCUUGAACUGUAAUGCUGUAUGUUACUAUAUAUAUUUUUAUUUAUUUAUGAUAUAUGUAAACUUUGAGUACCCAUUUCAAAGUACACAGAUCUAGACCAGGGUGAAGAGUAGUGAACCGGAUUAGUUUUCAUGUGUUUUAAAGACAUUGCCUUUAGUUCAACGUCCUAGUUAAAUCAGCCGUCCUGUUUGAUUUGAAUACUAAAGAA
Messenger RNA from Gossypium arboreum, 1930 nucleotides. Its product is annotated as 4-hydroxy-3-methylbut-2-enyl diphosphate reductase, chloroplastic-like. Gene Ontology annotation, molecular function: metal ion binding; 4-hydroxy-3-methylbut-2-enyl diphosphate reductase activity. The record is from RefSeq and is a predicted model, not a curated record. Gene Ontology annotation, biological process: dimethylallyl diphosphate biosynthetic process; isopentenyl diphosphate biosynthetic process, methylerythritol phosphate pathway. The coding region runs from base 319 to 1632 and encodes 437 amino acids. Lineage: Eukaryota; Viridiplantae; Streptophyta; Magnoliopsida; Malvales; Malvaceae. The transcript has 9 exons.